This is a messenger RNA of Mus pahari (shrew mouse), 1146 nucleotides long. Its product is annotated as arylacetamide deacetylase-like 2. The record is from RefSeq and is a predicted model, not a curated record. The transcript is spliced from 6 exons. Lineage: Eukaryota; Metazoa; Chordata; Mammalia; Rodentia; Muridae. Gene Ontology annotation, cellular component: membrane. Gene Ontology annotation, molecular function: carboxylic ester hydrolase activity. Bases 1 to 1146 code for a protein of 381 amino acids.
AUGGGAUUCAAAGCUCUCUGUUUUGGACUGCUUUGUCUUAGCUUUUUAUCUUGUAUUUAUACACCCAUGCCUGAGAACAUUGAAGAAACCUGGAAAGUAAUGGCUUUGGAUGCAGUUGCUAAAACUUGCUCCCUUAUGGCUUUGUGUCUUGAAAACUUAGGUGUUAUGAGAUAUGAAGAAUUUAUCUCCAUGAUAAUCAACCUGGAUUACACACAACCGCUUUCUGAUGAACACAUCACAGUAACUGAUACUGCCUUUGUUGACAUUCCUUUAUUCAAAGUUUAUAGAGUGUUUGUAGAAGAGCAGAGGGCUUUUGAUUUCCUGAAUAGAUGGACUGCAAACAAACUUGACGCUGUUGUUGUAGGAAUAGACUACAGGCUAGCUCCUCAACAUCACUUCCCAGCACAAUUUGAAGAUGGUAUCACAGCNGUCAAGUAUUUUCUUCAGGACAAAAUUCUAACAAAGUAUGGAGUUGAUCCUACCCGAAUUGCUGUGUCAGGAGACAGUUCUGGAGGAACUCUGNCUGCAGCGGUGACACAACAGGUGCAGAUUGAUCCUGAAGUAAAGCAUAAACUCAAGCUGCAAGCCCUGCUUUAUCCUGGCUUGCAGGUGAUUGACACUCACUUGCCAUCUCAUCGAGAAAACGAACAUGCCAUAGUUCUGACAAGGGACAUAGCCAUAAAACUUGUGAGUUUGUUUUUCACCAAGGAUGAGGCACUUCCACAGGCAAUGAGAAAAAACCAGCACAUGCCUCCAGAGUCCAGACAUCUGUUCAGGUUUGUCAACUGGAGCACUCUUCUCCCUGAGAAGUUUAGAAAGGACCAUGUGUACACUGAGCCUGUGCUUGGAAGAUCGGCUUUCUCCCUGCCGGCGCUGAUGGACCACAGAGCACUGCCCUUGUUAGCCAGUGAUGCCCUCUUACAGCACUUGCCACGAACAUAUAUUCUUACCUGUCAACAUGAUGUCCUGAGAGAUGACGGAAUCAUGUAUGUUUCAAGACUUCAAAAGGUUGGAGUCCAAGUUUUUCAUGAUCAUGUUGAGGAUGGAAUCCACGGAGCCUUAUCAUAUAUGACAUCACCACUUUACUUAGAUCUAGGGCUGAGGAUAAAAGAUAUGUAUGUUAGUUGGCUGGAUAAUAAUUUAUAA